AAUUCAGACAGGCCUGUUUUAGUAGGCCCAACAAGCUCCGUCCCCCUCUGUAGUACGCUGUACCAGAUUAGUAGCUUCAGAGAAUUUAGCAGUCGGUUUUGGUUUAACAGCAAAGUUCUUUCAGUCUUUAGUUUCUGAAUCUUCAACAAUGGUGCUCGAGGCAACGAUGAUCUGUAUCGACAAUUCGGAAUGGAUGCGUAACGGGGAUUACGCUCCUUCUCGAUUUCAAGCUCAAGCAGACGCUGUUAAUCUUAUUUGUGGUGCAAAGACUCAGUCUAAUCCAGAAAAUACAGUGGGAGUUCUCACAAUGGCAGGGAAAGGCGUUCGAGUUUUGGUCACCCCUACCAGUGAUCUGGGCAAGAUCUUAGCCUGCAUGCAUGGACUAGAAACUGGUGGUGAGAUGAACCUAGCUGCUGGCAUUCAGGUGGCACAGCUGGCUCUUAAGCAUCGGCAAAAUAAAAAGCAACAGCAGAGAAUUAUUGUCUUUGCUGGAAGUCCUAUAAAGCAUGAAAAGAAGAUGUUGGAGAUGAUAGGGAGAAAGUUGAAAAAGAACAGUGUUGCCCUUGAUAUUGUUAAUUUUGGUGAAGAAGACGAGGGGAAGUCAGAAAAGCUGGAAGCACUCAUUGCAGCUGUUAACAAUAAUGAUACCAGCCACAUCGUACACGUUCCAUCUGGUCCAAAUGCCCUUUCUGAUGUACUUAUAAGUACACCUAUUUUUACCGGUGAUGGGGAAGGUGGAAGUGGUUUUGCUGCAGCUGCUGCUGCAGCUGGUGGUGUGUCUGGAUUUGAAUUUGGUGUGGAUCCAAACUUGGAUCCAGAAUUGGCUCUUGCUCUAAGAGUUUCAAUGGAAGAAGAGAGAGCCAGGCAGGAAGCAGCUGCAAAGAAGGCAGCAGAAGAUGCUGCCAAUCAAGAGAAGGGAGGUGACCAGCAAGCCAGCUCACAGGAUGCAACGAUGACUGAGCAUGCCAGUGCAGCAAUGUCUGAAGUUGAGAACAUGACAAGUGAUUUGAUGGUCGGUUAUGAGAAUCUUAGGGACGAUGAAAAUGCCCUUCUACAGCAGGCACUAGCAAUGUCAAUGGACGAUCCUGCCAUUAGCCAUGAUGUAAAGGAUACAGAUAUGUCAGAAGCAUCUGCAAGUGAUCCCGAGUUGGCUCUAGCUCUCCAGUUGUCAAUAGCAGAUAGUGCAAAGGAUCAAACAAGUCAGUCGGACAUGAGCAAAUUGUUGGCUGAUCAAUCCUUUGUAUCUUCUAUCCUUGCAUCUCUUCCUGGGGUUGACCCAAAUGAUCCUUCUGUCAAGGAUUUACUGGCGUCCAUGCAAAAUCAGUCCGAGCCUCAACAGAAGAACGAUGACAAGCCAUCAGAGGAGGAAGAAAAGAAGUAAUCUCUUACAGCCUCUUUGCUAUGUAUGGUUUUAUUUUGUUGGUAGCAUUUUCGCGGCUGUUAGUAAUCGGAAACUAUUUUUAGCAUGUUCCAGUUUUUGUGUCUAUCCGCAGCUAAUUGGAACUCAAUGCAUGUAUUGUUGAAUAGUGUAUGGUUAAAAAUGGUCUUCAUUCUCAUGUCUUAUUCUUUGGUUGGUGCAUAUCAUGUGAGAAGUGCUUCAAAGAACUAUUUUUAUACUGAAGGAAGUUCCUACGUUUAAAUGUAUUUUUCAAUCUUAUCUCGA
This is a messenger RNA of Vigna angularis (adzuki bean), 1663 nucleotides long. RefSeq names its product 26S proteasome non-ATPase regulatory subunit 4 homolog. Gene Ontology annotation, biological process: proteasome-mediated ubiquitin-dependent protein catabolic process. Lineage: Eukaryota; Viridiplantae; Streptophyta; Magnoliopsida; Fabales; Fabaceae. The record is from RefSeq and is a predicted model, not a curated record. Bases 149 to 1381 code for a protein of 410 amino acids. Gene Ontology annotation, molecular function: polyubiquitin modification-dependent protein binding. Gene Ontology annotation, cellular component: proteasome regulatory particle, base subcomplex; nucleus; cytosol. The transcript is spliced from 10 exons.